Diachasma alloeum is the source of this 1112-nucleotide messenger RNA. RefSeq names its product probable phospholipid hydroperoxide glutathione peroxidase. Gene Ontology annotation, molecular function: glutathione peroxidase activity. The record is from RefSeq and is a predicted model, not a curated record. Lineage: Eukaryota; Metazoa; Arthropoda; Insecta; Hymenoptera; Braconidae. Gene Ontology annotation, biological process: response to oxidative stress. The coding region runs from base 98 to 643 and encodes 181 amino acids. The transcript has 6 exons.
AGUGUCAGUAGUUGCCGGCCUCUUUCCCAGUGAAGUUCCACCUGAGUUUUUCGAAUCAUUCCACUUUUUUUGUGACUAGAAUAACUUAAUAAUCGUAAUGAGCGGAAACCUCGAUUACAAGGCGGCCACGUCGAUCUACGACUUUGAGGCUAACUCUAUCAAAGGGAACAUAGUACCCUUGUCAAACUACAAAGGUCACGUCUGUUUGAUCGUUAAUGUUGCUUCGAAGUGUGGUCUUACGAAGACUAACUACAAAGAGCUGAAUGAACUUUAUGACAAGUAUGGGGAGUCUCAUGAGUUGGGCAAGGCUAUCAAGGGGAGGAGAUGCGGAUACUACCUUGCUGAGAAGCGUAUUCCAACGACCAAAUGCGUGAAAGAGCCAGGGGAUAAAAAUAAGGAGUUUUUUAAGAUCAAUUACAAAAUGGCUUUUGCUUGUCUCCACGCAGGAAUUGGGAACCAGGGACUAAAUAAACUAUUGGCAAGUGCGGGUUUACCUACAAUGAAUUAUGGAACAUAUAAAGACUAUGAGAGAAGAGCUGGAUCUGUUGUAGAAAUAAUUGCUAAGGAAAGCUGCGACAAAGCUGCAAAAAUUGAACGACAAUUGACGAUCGAGAAUGCCGAAGAGAUUGAGAAGAUUGUGUAAGCUCAUGGGACACAAUCUUUAUCACUUCAAUUAUUUUACAUUCUUUUUUACUUGUCUUUCGUAAAAAUUUAUUUUUUUCAUUUAAUUAAAUUAUUUUCGAUUAUUUUGUUGCCUCUGGUUUCCCAGUAGAAUAUAUUAUGCUCUAUUGAGCGAAUCAAUUCAUUAUGCAAUGAAGAAAUUUCAUUUUUAUUUGUUAUUCUCUUUGACAAUUUUUUCCCCUGGCUUUUCCGGGACAAUCAGAAUGCUUUAUUGAGCUAAUCGAUUAUCUAUUUCAUUGAGAUUCUUCAUUUGAAAUUAGUGAGACUUUUUUUCUCCUAUUUACUCAUCAACAUUCAACAAUCACUCCAAUUCCCCAAUAAAACCAAAUCUAUAGUAUUUACCUACGAGAAUAAACGUAUAUAUUCGCUAAUGUGGGAGCAAUUAUACUCAUUGUUAAAUAAAAAAUGAAUAAUAAAUGAAAAAUCUCUAA